Molecule: messenger RNA, 1034 nt
Organism: Triticum aestivum (bread wheat)
Lineage: Eukaryota; Viridiplantae; Streptophyta; Magnoliopsida; Poales; Poaceae
Product: stomatal closure-related actin-binding protein 1-like
Exons: 6
Coding region: 603-1034 (143 amino acids)
Biological process (GO): regulation of stomatal movement; actin filament organization
Molecular function (GO): actin binding
Source: RefSeq, a predicted model, not a curated record
CGCCGGCGCUCCCUGGUCAGGCUGCCCUCCCCUUCGUCACCAGCGUCGCCGCUCCCUAGCAGGCCGCCCCUCCCCUUCGAAUCAGAUCACAGAAGUGGCCAAGGAGGUCCUCGAGCUCGGCAUGCUCGCGCCAGUGCUAGGCGCCGUUGGAUGCGGACGCGGAGGCUCGGGACUUGCACGCCCUACUCUACCCUGUUCCUUCCAAUCCGGCCCCGAAGUGCUCGAGGAGGCGCUCGAGGUCGGCAUGCUCACCGGCGACGCUGGGUCCCUCCAUCCUCCUGGUUCCCUCGCCAUCGCCAAGAUGAGCCUCUCCACCCUCUCCCGCGCGAUCGUCCAGGUCCAGGGGUGAGAAUUACUUAUCGAUGACUCGGGCAUCAACUCUUGAUUUUCGGCAGAAGACACAGGGUCAGAACAACUGGUCUGGGCCGUUGCGCCUAGUAAAUGUCAUCAGAAAUAAAUUCCCUACCUACAAGAAUGGUACGAAUGGGAUAGUCAUCAAAUUUGCUGAUGAGCCAGAAACACCAUGACUUAAGGAGUCUGUUGCCAAAGAGACAGCAGAUCUGCUUGAUCGGCGUCAGCGUCUUUCAGUCCGCGAGCUCGCAAUGAAAUUUGAGAAGGGCCUCAGUACUGCCACAUUAUUAUCUAAUGAGGUUAAAUGUAAACAAGUGGCUUUAUUGGAGCGAGACAUCCUUCUGAAGAAUCUAAAGAGUGUAUUGGAGUCACUGAGAGGACAAGUAGCUGGCAAAUAUAAGGAUGAAUUUGAGGAAUCAGUAUCUAUGGUGGAUAUUUUAGCAGUUCAGCUGUCCAAAAGAGAAAAUGAGUUGCUUCAGCAGAAAACCGAGGUCACGAGAAUAGUGACUUCACUGAAACUGGCUUCUGAAGAUGCUAGGAGAAUUGUUGACGAAGAACGAACUAAUGCACGCAUGGAGAUUGAAAAUGCUAGAGCUGCUGUACAAAGAGUUCAAAAAGUACUUCAAGAGAAAGAGAACAGUUCACAAAGAAUUGGAAAGCUGAUUCAUUCGGUUGGGAUAUAG